Messenger RNA from Pipistrellus nathusii (Nathusius's pipistrelle), 303 nucleotides. The record is from the annotation of a GenBank genome assembly. Lineage: Eukaryota; Metazoa; Chordata; Mammalia; Chiroptera; Vespertilionidae.
AUGGUUCAGGGGAAGCCCAUGCCAACAGGAGCGGUCAGUGUUCUGCGAACUUUCACUCCAGAAGUGUCCUCUGGACAGUUACUGCCGGGGAGCUCCCACUGCGGGGUUGGGGUGGGGGGACCCGGCCUCAGGGGUGCUCCCUGCAGAGAGGGGAGGUGGGGAGGCCCCGCCGGGAGGCGCUCCCUGCGGGGAGGGGAGGAGGGGGAGGAGCACUCCCGGGGCUGCUCCUCUGCUGGAGGAAGGGCACCCCCUGGCAGGGCGGCUGGAGCGAGGAGAAAGAGGAACUGGGCCAGGGAGAGCUGA